Molecule: messenger RNA, 996 nt
Organism: Psilocybe cubensis
Lineage: Eukaryota; Fungi; Basidiomycota; Agaricomycetes; Agaricales; Agrocybaceae
Exons: 3
Coding region: 1-996 (331 amino acids)
Source: RefSeq, a predicted model, not a curated record
AUGUUCACAGAGUGCUACCGCAGCGGUGAAAGCACGUUCAACGCUCAGUUAGAGCAGCUCUACAGGGACUUGGUUUUAUUGUGUCAUGAGUAUAUCAGGGAUACCGCCUGCUUCCGGCUCAUCGACUACAUUGCGAGUCCCAUUGUCUACUCUUACAAAGUCAUCCAGGGCAAGGGCAGCAAGAACAUCCACAGGUUUGAGGUCGACUGGGCAACACUCAAACAUCAAGAAGGCCAGGAGGCAGAGAAGAAGAAAAAGGAGAAGAAAGAGCAUGAGGAAGAGGAGAGGCAGAGGGUGGAGGAGAGAAGGAAGAGGGAGGAGAGAAAGAAGAGGGAGGAGAGGAAGAAGAGAGAGAAGGAAAGGCAAAGGGUGGAGAAAAGGAGAAAGAGGGAAGAAGAAAAGCAGAGGGUGGAGGAAAGGAGGAAGAGGGAGGAGAGGAAGAAGAAGGAGGAAAGAAAGAGGAAGGAGGAGGAAGAGGAGAGGCAGAAGGAGCAAGAGAGGCAGAGGGAGCAGGACAAGGACAAGGACAAGGACAAGGAGACGGACAAGGAGACGGAGAAAAGACGGGCCGAGAAAGGCAAGGGCAAGGCCAUUGAACCCCCAGUAGAAUGCGGACCCGUAACAGAUGGCCAUAAAGACAAGGGCAAACAGAAAGCGGCAGACUCCGUAAAAUCCAGCAAUGUGGCUCCAGUGGAGUACAGGAGACCACAAACAAAGACGGGGGAAAUACUUCCCCACAUGACUCCCUUCAACAUGCCCGGCCAUCCCAUAUACAAGGCAAAGUUGGCAAGGUUGGCGCAGUCCAAGUGCAAAAGCAAGGCUACCAUAGGAAGCCACAUGGACAAUGACGCCAAUGCCGACAACGACGACAAAGGCAAUGAUAACAAAGGGGUUCCGCCUACCACCUCCACCUGGAAGAUGCUCACCCGGUCCGCAAAGAAGGACACCGACCAGGACGCUAUCUCCCCCUAUCAGGAAGGCGUGGUCAAGAUCUGA